UUUUUUUAAUUAAAAAUUCAAUCUUUUUCAUUCUCUCUCCCAAUUUUCCCUGUCACUUAUUUAUUUUCCCGGAAAACACACACAACCACACCACAGUACCAUUUUCCCAUCAUUAAUGGUUUGUUUGUUACCAUUACCAAAGACCAAGAUCAAACCUUUUUCUUCAGACUCAGACUCAGACUCAAACUCAAACUCCAACAAAUUAAUCAAAUGAUUUUCUCUUCUUUCCAGACAUCCUUGCCUUCCUUUCUCAUCAUAGUAUCAAACUUUUUAUUCUUUCUUCCUUAAGAGCUCUCAAUCCAAUCCCUCGUUUGAGUUUCACCGCCAUUUUUGUGCACCGAGAUCUGUUUCAAAGCUCACCCUUUUCGCCAAUACAUCCAAAACCCACUUCACUCUACUCAUCACUGACCCACUUCGCCAUUCCAAUCGCUCAUUUCUUUUUUAUUUUCUUAUGCCAAAAGCUUCUGGAGAUGAAGAUCGAUCUGGUGAUGAUUCGAAUAGACUCAAGAUCUUUAGGCUCUAUCUGUGGCCAUAUUUAGCAAUACCCAUCAAGUCCUUCGGCGGUGAUUUCGUCUCGCCGAUGAAGCAGCGUUCGGUCCGACCUCUCUUCUCCAUUUUGCUCCUCAUCGUCUUCGCCGCCACUCUCAGUUGCAGAACCGCGGUUCGUGAUAGCUCCUUCAGCCUCCUCGGUUCGAUCCCAACUCUACCGCCACCACCACCGGAGCCUGUUGUUGUUUUCAAUGAAACAUUGCUCAAGUUCGCCGCUAUUGACAUAGCUGAAGCUCAGUCAAAACAGGAGAUUGAUCAGUUGUUGGAGGGCAACUUCGAUAGCCUUGGAAGGUACAAGGCUUUCACUCGUUGGAGACGAUUUAAUCACCGAGAUACUAGAGCCCAAAAAACCUCAUCACAUGGGGCGCCAUUGUUGCUCCGCUCUCCCAAUUUCUACCGCCAUUGGUUGAGUUUCAGAAGGGUCUUACACGAUUGGGCCAGAACCAAGAGAUACCAACCAGAAAUCAUGUCCGAGUUGGUUAGACUGGUGAAGCAACCUAUUGACCAGCACAAUGGUUUGGUCAUAAAGGGUUCAGAAGUCCGGUACUCUUCCUGUGCUGUAGUUGGGAAUAGUGGGAUUUUGCUGAAGAGUGAUUAUGGUAAGCUUAUUGAUAAUCAUGAAGUGGUGAUCAGACUAAACAACGCUAGAAUAGAGAGCUAUGAAACCAAAGUUGGGUCCAAAACGAACAUGUCUUUUGUGAAUAGUAACAUUCUCCACCUUUGUGCUAGGAGAGAGAGUUGCUCUUGCCACCCUUAUGGAGAAAAUGUUCCACUCAUUAUGUAUAUUUGUCAACCGUUACAUUUCUUGGAUUACACUGUUUGUAACUCCUCCCAUAAAGCGCCUUUGAUGGUUACAGAUGCCCGGUUUGAUGUGCUUUGUUCGAGGAUAGUGAAGUAUUACUCUUUGAAGCUUUUCUCUGACGAGAAAGGGAAGUCUUUGGAAGAAUGGGCACCUGCCCAUGAUGGUGCUUUUUUCCAUUACUCUUCUGGGAUGCAAGCUGUUGUGAUGGCUUUGGGGAUUUGUGAUAAAGUUAGCAUUUUUGGGUUUGGGAAGUCAGAAUCAGCCAAGCAUCAUUAUCAUACAAACCAGAAGGCUGAGCUCCAUUUGCAUGACUAUGAAGCUGAGUAUGCUUUUUAUCGUGAUUUGGUUAAAAGACCUCAGGUAAUACCGUUCAUCCCAUCAACUUUCAGGAUUCCUCCUGUGGUUUUAUAUCAAUGACAAUGACAGUGAGCCAUUUUUCUUGGCAGUCCGAUUGUUUGUUUGUUUUGUUUUUUUUUCUUGGUGGAAUUAGUAGACAUUUGUUGGCAAGGUUUAGAUUGUUUGUGUACUGUGUUCCUCGUGUUGUAAUUGUAAUAUGCUGAAUGGAACAAUCAAAGGGAUAGAAUUGUUGAACUUCCAUUAUUUGACCCUGUACUAUCAAAGAUAGUUUUAUUGGGGUGAUACCAAAUGUAAAGUUGGAUUAUGUGAAUCUGGUUCUCUCAUUUACUUUAUUAGAUCAAGAUUUCUUCUGUAUUCUA
Molecule: messenger RNA, 2067 nt
Organism: Humulus lupulus (European hop)
Lineage: Eukaryota; Viridiplantae; Streptophyta; Magnoliopsida; Rosales; Cannabaceae
Product: beta-1,6-galactosyltransferase GALT29A
Exons: 1
Coding region: 452-1768 (438 amino acids)
Molecular function (GO): sialyltransferase activity
Source: RefSeq, a predicted model, not a curated record